CCAGGUUCCUGCAAUCUCAAUGAUCAGAAUCUGGACUGAAGCCUGACACCCGGACCUGACAGGACAGGACUGCAAUCCAUUUCUAUGACAACAGAGACGGCUUUGGCUGGGGAGAUGAAGAGCGCAAUGGAGGGUGACGCCAGGAGGACCAAUCAGGUUCCUGAGGACCAUGGGGAUAUGGAUGAUAGCUCAGAGAAGACCCCCAGCAAAGCCUCCAAAUCCCCCCAGAAAAGCACCAAGCGGCCCAAGACUGUCCCUGUCAAAGUCACUCUACUCGACGGCUCAGACUAUGAGACUGCAGUUGAGAAAUUUGCCAAGGGCCAGACCCUGCUGGACAUGGUGUGUGGCCAUCUGAACCUGCUGGAAAGGGACUACUUUGGCUUGACUUUCCAGGACACGGACAACUCCAAGAAUUGGUUGGAUCCCUCCAAAGAGAUUAAGAAGCAAAUUCGGGUUGGUUCCUGGAUUUUUGGAUUUUCUGUCAAGUUCUACCCCCCAGACCCAUCUGUGCUCAUUGAAGACAUCACCAGGUACUACCUGUGCCUGCAGUUGAGGGACGACAUCCUGUCCGGUCGUCUGCCCUGCUCGUUCGUCACCCACGCUCUUUUGGGCUCCUACACUGUCCAGGCUGAACUGGGAGACUAUGAGCCGGAGGAACAUGGCCCCGACUAUGUUAACGACUUCCGCUUUGCCCCCAAUCAGACACGUGAACUGGAGGAGAGAGUGAUGGAGCUUCACCGUAACUACAGGGGAAUGACUCCGGCGGAUGCAGAGGUGAACUUUCUAGAAAAUGCCAAGAAGCUGUCGAUGUAUGGAGUGGACCUGCAUCAUGCUAAGGAUUCAGAAGGAAUUGACAUAAUGCUCGGGGUGAGCGCCAAUGGCCUGCUCAUCUACCGAGACCGCCUCAGGAUAAACCGGUUUGCCUGGCCAAAAAUCCUCAAGAUCUCCUACAAAAGAAGCAACUUCUACAUCAAGAUCCGCCCCGGAGAGUAUGAACAGUUUGAGAGCACCAUAGGCUUCAAGCUGCCCAACCAUCGGGCCUCAAAGCGAUUGUGGAAGGUCUGCAUUGAGCACCACACCUUCUUCAGGUUGGUUUCUCCAGAGCCGCCUCCCAAGGGCUUCCUGGUGAUUGGCUCCAAGUUCCGCUACAGCGGGCGAACCCAGGCCCAGACCAGACAGGCCAGCGCUCUGAUUGACAGGCCUGCCCCACAAUUCGAUCGCUCCGUUAGCAAGAGAUACCUGCUGCCUCGAAGCAUUGAUGGAGCCUCAGCUCUGGGUGAUAGCAUGGACCAGCUGUCCCAGCGAAGCUCCAGUGAACGCACACAGUUCAUGUCCAGAGAAGACCUGGACCAAGAGGGCAGCCUGGAUCUGGAACAUGAUCAUUACCACUAUCACGACCAAGACCAGGACCAGUACACAGAUCAAGAGCUGGAGCAGUAUGAAGGCCAAGAUCAGAGGCAGACACGGGGCGACCACUUCUCCACACCCACCAAGAAUUAUGAGCUCAAGAGUGAGGAGGCAGGCUCGCCUGUAGACUCAAAGCCAGAGGAUCUGGCCAUCCCUCGGCCCAAACAGGAGCAGUUCUUGGAUAAGCCAGAGGAUGUUCUACAAAAGCACCAGGCCAGCAUCAAUGAGCUGAAGAGGGCUUUGAGGCAGCCGAACAGCAAGAUGGCCCAGAGAGAGAAGCGCCUCUCCUCAGCUACUCCCCCUGGAGGAACCCCUGAGCGGAAAUCAGCGACCGGUGAUGGCAAAUUGAUUGACAAGCAGGAUGCUUAUGAAGGAGCGCUGGAUACUUACUCUAAAGUGGAAAAGAGUAAGACUUCCUCUAUGGGUAUAAACACGUUUGCGGUGACAUCGUGGACUGAAGCGAAUAUGAAAAAUUGUCAAACACCCUGGGACUCUUUGAGAGCUAGACCCGGAACGUCUCCGAAACAGGAAACAGACUUUACAGCAACAGGGCUGACAGAUGUGAACCUCAUGGAUGAUACCUUAGCAUCUAACAGGCAUCAUGAUUCUCUAUUAGCAAGGAAUGCCAUUCAAGAAAAUGGAUAUGGAUCUCCACCGGACAAACAGAGGAGCGCAAUGAACAACUUUGAUGUGAGGCAUUGUCAGUAUGAGCACAACAUUCGCCGAGAGAGACCAAGGAACUUUGAGAGUCCGGUGGCCGUGGAUUCUCUCCCAAAGGGCAACGGAGCCAGAGCUGAGAACGAUGCUAGGCAUUGUGAGACUUGGAAGAUGAAAGACCCGAGCCCCAUGGGAGCGAAAGACUGCAACAAAAUUGGGAACUCAGAACGCACCAAAAUAGUCCCUCUCAAGCCGCAGCGAUCAAAGAAGUCUUUGAAUAAAGACAACAAAGGUGACGUAAACCCUCAAACUCAAAGCCAGCCAAAAGACGGAUCCUGUGAGGCAGGAAGGAGACCAGAUGAUAAUACUGCACUGCAAUCUGCCACGGAUUCUGUCAAGGAAAACACAACAGCCAGCAAAUACCACAGUGAAGCCGCGAUGUCGUAUCAGCAGCAAGCUCAACUACAUCACCAGAUAAAGAAUGACUCAGAGUUUAAAGAGAAUGUCUUUUCUAGCUAUCGAUUUCAAACAGCCCCCCCUCGAAGUCUUCCUCUGAAAACGCAGUGGUCCCGAGACAGACAGAGCAACAUGGACAACAGCCACAUCCACUACAGGACGCCCAGUCAGGAAACAGCCAAGAGGAAGCAAGCGGAGACACCUCCCACACCUGCUAUUCAUGAGGAGCCUCUCAGCGAAGCAUCAAGGGAACCAUGGGAAAGGCGUCUGGGCUCUGUAUCAGAGGAUGACCAGGACCACGAGAUCCUGUACCUGAAGGAGACCCACCUGGGCAUCGAGCGCAAAUGCUCCAGCAUCACUGUCAGCUCUACGUCCAGCCUGGAGGCCGAAGUAGACUUCACCGUCCUCACAGACCUGCAGACAGGCAUGGAGGAGUUCUCCAGGGGCAUGUCAGAGCUGGGGGAAAGGGAUCUGUCACCUGAUGUGGGUCUGUGCCUGGGUAUUGACUUACUUCAGCAGCAGGGCCCUUCUGAACCAUCUCCUCCGUUAGUAUCAGCUCCUCUGUCCAGAGGAGCCAGCAGCAGCCCGCCGGCCAAACAUAUCCCGGCUGAAGAAGUCCGAGCAGAGGUCAAACGGCCCGACGUUCAGCCUGUAGUUCCCAAAAAACCAAAGAGGUCAGUGCCAGUGUCAUCGUCAGUGGACAGAGAGCAGUCGUACAGAGAAGCGGGUCGCGGCCCUGCCGUCGCACCGCUGAGCAGGGAGGCCAGUGAUGUCAUGCCCACGCCGACAGUGAGGAAGACAGACGUCAGGACGGAGACUCAGCCCAACGGGUCGGAGGUCACCACAACCAUCGUGGAGUUCACAGAUCAGGAUCACGGUAUCACUGGCCUCAGUGAAGUUUCUUACUCUACGAGACAGAGUGUUUCCCCUGUGCACAUGGGCAGCCUUGGAAGAGAGACAGCAGGGUCGCCCAUCCUGGUCACUGAAAACGUUACCUCGGCAACCACUCAUGUCACCAAGACGGUGAAAGGAGGAUAUUCAGAGACCAGGAUCGAGAAGAGGAUCAUAAUCACAGGAGACGAUGAUGUAGACCAGGAACAGGCUCUGGCUAUUGCAAUACAGGAAGCCAAGCAGCAGCAUCCAGACAUGCAGGUGACCAAGGCAGUCGUUGUCAGGGAAACAGAAUCGUCCACUGAGGACCGACACGGUGUAUCAGAGUCCUGAUUUGCUGAGACGAGAGUGCCCCCCUUUGGACCAGAUGUGUCAGUGCCAGACCUGAAAUUGCCACCCACCAUCCCUACUGAUAGACUACUGCCAGUGGUGCUCAAAUGGAGGCUCUUGUACAUGUUCACACACACACAUAUACACACACACACACACACACACACACACACACACACAUGCACAAAGCUGAACCAGGACUCCUUUCCAAUCCUUCUGUUAU
Seriola dumerili (greater amberjack) is the source of this 3964-nucleotide messenger RNA. Its product is annotated as band 4.1-like protein 1. NCBI's taxonomy places the organism in Eukaryota, Metazoa, Chordata, Actinopteri, Carangiformes, Carangidae. Gene Ontology annotation, cellular component: plasma membrane; cytoskeleton. Gene Ontology annotation, biological process: cortical actin cytoskeleton organization. The coding region runs from base 85 to 3744 and encodes 1219 amino acids. The record is from RefSeq and is a predicted model, not a curated record. Gene Ontology annotation, molecular function: actin binding; structural molecule activity. The transcript has 25 exons.